Messenger RNA from Lodderomyces parapsilosis, 486 nucleotides. RefSeq names its product Cap4p (gene CAP4). The transcript has a single exon. Gene Ontology annotation, molecular function: transcription cis-regulatory region binding; DNA-binding transcription activator activity, RNA polymerase II-specific. NCBI's taxonomy places the organism in Eukaryota, Fungi, Ascomycota, Pichiomycetes, Serinales, Debaryomycetaceae. Gene Ontology annotation, cellular component: RNA polymerase II transcription regulator complex. The record is from RefSeq and is a predicted model, not a curated record. The coding region runs from base 1 to 486 and encodes 161 amino acids.
AUGAAUUACGCUAAUUGGCAGACUAAAAAUGAUGAUAUUCAUCAACAUCAUCUGCUGCAACAAAACCACGUACAAAAUAGCUUGGCUUUCCGCUCACUGGAGUCAAUUGCGGUGAAUGAGAAGUCGCCCAUUAUGGAUACAUCGUCAAGUAUUGAUGCUUCUUCCGCAACAGACCCAGGUUUGUCAAGGGCGUCUUCAAAUCUGAAAUAUAACCCUAAGCAAAUAUCUUCAUUCACUAAGAGAGCAGAGCAAAAUAGGAAUGCACAAAGGGCAUUCAGACAGAGAAGGGAGAAAUACAUUCAAGAUUUAGAAAAGAGGGUACAGGAAAUCGAUGAGUUGAAAGCAAAAAAUGAGAACUUGAAUAAUGAGAAUGUCCAAUUGAAAGACUAUGUGAUGAUCUUGCAACGGAAGAUCAUUGAGUUGACCCAGGGGAAAGACUUGGGUCACCACGACCAUUCCUUAUCAGACCCUUUUAAUACAAAGUAG